Molecule: messenger RNA, 1506 nt
Organism: Gracilinanus agilis (Agile Gracile Mouse Opossum)
Lineage: Eukaryota; Metazoa; Chordata; Mammalia; Didelphimorphia; Didelphidae
Product: sodium-dependent serotonin transporter-like
Exons: 8
Biological process (GO): sodium ion transmembrane transport; serotonin uptake
Cellular component (GO): neuron projection; membrane
Molecular function (GO): serotonin:sodium:chloride symporter activity; serotonin binding
Source: RefSeq, a predicted model, not a curated record
AUGGCUCCUCCGUCUCUGCCUGUGCCUGUGCCUGUGCUUCUGCCCGUGCCUGUGCCUGUGUCUGUGCCUCUCAGCGGCUCCGCCAGCAGUGGCGGCGGCGCGGGCGGAGCCUGGAGCGCUGAGGGAGGGCGCAAAAUGACCGCUGGAACCAAGAAAAAAACCCUUUCCCCUAUCUAUAACUUCUUUAGCUUAGCUCUUGCACAGUCAGGGUACUUGGAAGUCUCUUGGAUAGAGGUGAUCUGCUUUUAAAGCCAAACCAGCAUGACAGAGGUGGACUCCCCACCUGAGGAGGACAGGCUUCCCCAAAGAGAUGUCCUGAUGAGCAACAGCAGGCUCUGUCCCAGAUUGGAGCCCCCCAGAGACUCUAGGGACAAAUGGAACAAGAAAAUGGACUUUCUCCUGUCAGUCAUUGGAUUUGCUGUUGACUUGGGCAAUGUCUGGAGAUUCCCUUAUAUUUGUUACCAGAAUGGGGGCGGUGCCUUCCUCAUCCCCUAUGUACUGAUGGCUGUGUUUGGGGGCAUUCCUCUCUUCUACAUGGAGUUAGCACUGGGGCAAUACCAUCAUGUGGGAGUUAUCCCCAUCUGGAAGCACAUCUGCCCCAUAUUCAAAGGGAUUGGGUAUGCUGUCUGCAUCAUCGAUCUCUAUGUUGCCUUUUAUUACAACACCAUCAUCGCCUGGGCCCUCUACUACUUCUACUCCUCGAUGGACAGCUCACUGCCCUGGACCCAUUGCCACAAUCCCUGGAACACUCCAAAUUGUACCAAUUACUUUGGUUACAGUAAUGUCACCUGGAGCAACUUCUCUCACUCACCUGCUGAGGAGUUUUACAUGCGGAGGGUCCUGGAGAUUCAGAAGUCAGAUGGUCUGCAAGAUCCAGGAGGCAUGCGAUGGCAGCUUCUACUGUGCCUCUUCCUCAUCUUCACAACCGUUUACUUCAGUCUAUGGAAAGGAGUGAAGACUUCUGGGAAGGUGGUGUGGCUCACCGCCACCUUCCCUUACCUGGUACUCUCCAUCCUCCUGAUCCGAGGAGCUACCUUGCCUGGAGCCUGGAGAGGCAUCGUCUUCUACCUCCAGCCCAACUGGGAGAAACUGCUGAGCACGUCGCGGUUGGUGGGCGGAGCGUGCGAAGAGAGCGGAAGAGCGCGCGGAGAGGAAGAGCUAAUCACAGGGAUUAACUCGGGGAUGGGCAGGGCCUGUGGGGCCAAAGCUCCGGACGGAUGUUGCCCGGAUGCGAGACGCCAUAAACUGUUAGAGGAGAAGCGCGGCGAAAAGAACCCAAUCAGAGAGGCCAAUUGCGGGGGGCGGCUCAAAGUAGAAGCCAAUCGUAAGGGGACUGCUCGAGAGUGGGCGUGUCCAACAGCCCCCCACCGCGACUUAACGGAACUCACGCGAGUUGUCCGAAGGGAGCGCAGCGAGGAGGCGCCAAUCGGAGGGGCCGCCGAUAGGGUGGGGGUGUGGCUGCGGCGCUGGGAGGAAGUCACGCCCCCAGAACCCCGUGUCCGCUAA